AUAAAAAUCACUGCAAGACGGCCAUUUUUAUUUCAAUGUUAACGUCUGUUAUUGUCUGUUAUUCUUAUUUAUUUAGUUACUUUUAUACAAGAAAGAAAAGCAAUGUGUGCUCAACUGCUGGUUAACCCUAGUCACGAGGCAAACCAAGACCAGACCCAUGAAAUUAGAAUAAUACCACCAGAAAGUGAAGAUAUGAUAACCAUUUGUAUUGCAAUUUCGGAUGUCAAUGGCGACGACAUUAACGUGCGUGAGGUGAAGACUGAAAUAUUUAGGAAAGAGAAGAUACUUAACCCAGAUGCCUUUACAAUGGUUGCUAUCAACAAGCGCAAAACAGAAAGAGAAAUGGAUGAAAAUGCAAGCAUACUGGAUUACUUUGAAGAAAUGAGCAAUGGCCAUUUCAAAUUUCGUUUAAAGGCGUAGGAGUAGUAUUAAUUGAAAUCAUAAUUUUAUAUAUAUAUAUAUAUAUAUAUAUAUAUAUAUAUAU
Physella acuta is the source of this 484-nucleotide messenger RNA. RefSeq lists its product as uncharacterized. NCBI's taxonomy places the organism in Eukaryota, Metazoa, Mollusca, Gastropoda, Physidae. The record is from RefSeq and is a predicted model, not a curated record.